Messenger RNA from Erythranthe guttata (spotted monkey flower), 2739 nucleotides. RefSeq names its product beta-galactosidase 8-like. Gene Ontology annotation, biological process: carbohydrate metabolic process. Lineage: Eukaryota; Viridiplantae; Streptophyta; Magnoliopsida; Lamiales; Phrymaceae. The record is from RefSeq and is a predicted model, not a curated record. Gene Ontology annotation, molecular function: carbohydrate binding; hydrolase activity, hydrolyzing O-glycosyl compounds.
AUGUUCGGUAUACUUAUCUCGGCGAUUUUACUGUUUGAAGGUAAUUUUUGUUGUAGAACAGUGGUUUCAACGAGUGUGACAUAUGAUAGUAAGGCACUGGUAAUUGAUGGAAAGCGGAGAAUCCUGCAAUCGGGGUCCGUGCAUUAUCCACGUACUACGCCAGAAGUAUGGCCUGAAAUCAUUAGGAAGGCAAAGGAAGGAGGAUUGGACGUGAUCGAAACUUAUGUCUUCUGGAAUUAUCAUGAACCUGUGAGGGGAGAGUACUAUUUUGGAGGCAGGUUUGAUCUAGUGCGGUUCGUGAAGGAAGUACAUGAAGCCGGUCUGUUUGUGCAUUUGCGAAUCGGCCCCUAUGCUUGUGCUGAAUGGAACUAUGGGGGAUUCCCAGUUUGGUUGCAUUUUAUUCCUGGAAUACAGUUCCGAACAACAAAUAGCCUUUUCAAGAAAGAAAUGGAGCGUUUUCUUGCAAAAAUAGUUAAUUUGAUGAAGGAUGAGAAUCUAUUUGCAUCACAAGGAGGGCCAAUCAUCCUCGCACAGGUGGAGAACGAAUAUGGAAAUGUUGAAGGGGCUUACGGAGUAGGUGGAGUUUUAUACGUCAAUUGGGCUGCAGAAACAGCUGUCAGUCUUAACACUACCGUUCCUUGGGUGAUGUGUGCACAGGCAGAUGCACCCGAUCCAAUUAUAAACACUUGCAAUGGGUUUUAUUGUGAUCGGUUUGCUCCAAAUUCACCAUUCAAGCCAAAAAUGUGGACGGAAAACUAUGUUGGAUGGUUCCUUGCCUUUGGAUAUGCUGUUCCUUUUCGACCCGUUGAAGACCUAGCUUUUGCCGUUGCACGCUUUUUUGAAACAGGUGGCACUUUCCAGAACUAUUACAUGUAUUUUGGUGGAACCAACUUCGGUAGAACAGCUGGAGGACCUUUGAUUGCGACUAGUUACGAUUACGACGCCCCAAUAAAUGAAUACGGUUUAAUCAAUCAGCCAAAGUGGGGCCAUCUGCGCGACCUUCAUAUCGCAAUUAAAAAGUGCGAGGAACAUUUGGUCAAUGCCAAUUCAACUCAAAUAUCUCUUGGUGAUAAUCUCGAGGCACAUGUGUACUACAAAUCCUCGAAAGAAUGUGCAGCUUUUCUUGCCAAUUAUGAUAGCUCUUCAGAUGCAACUGUCACUUUCAGAGGGAAAUCUUACUUUCUCCCCCCGUGGUCCGUGAGCAUUCUUCCAGACUGUGUGAACGUCAUUUUCAACACAGCUAAGGUUACUUCGCAAGUCACUGUUGAUGAUAAUAGUGCUUUUACUCGGAGCAUCACUAUGAGAGACUAUUCUCUAUCAUCAUCAUCGUCUUGGAGUUGGUAUAAAGAAAAGGUCGGUGUUUGGGGUAACAACUCGUUUGACGCAUCGGGGUUACUGGAGCAGAUAAAUACAACAAGAGAUACAAGUGAUUUUCUCUGGUAUACGACAAGCAUAAAUAUGGAUGAAAAAAUUGGGCAAAAUGAAACGAAAGAAGUAGGUCUGUUCGUCGGAAGCUUGGGACACGCAGCUCUGAUCUUUGUGAAUAAGAGAUUAGUAGGAUUUGGUUAUGGUAUACAUGAUGAUGCCAGCUUCAUGCUAACUGCUAAAGUCAACCUUCGUACCGGAAGCAACACAAUAGACGUGCUGAGUAUGAUGAUUGGAUUACAGAAUUAUGGACCAUGGUUCGAUGUCCAAGGGGCGGGACUGUAUUCCGUCAUUCUUACGGGUUUGACAGAUUCAAAAGAAGACCUUUCUUCUGCGCAGUGGACCUAUCAGGUUGGAGUCGAAGGUGAAUUCCUAGGACUUGAGAAAGAAUCUCUUGCAAAUAGUUCGAUAUGGACUCAGGGGAGCGUUUUACCAAUCAAUCAUACUCUGACAUGGUACAAGACUGCAUUCUUCGCACCAGAAGGAAAAGGUCCCGUGUCGUUGAAUCUUUCCGGGAUGGGGAAAGGUGAAGCAUGGGUAAACGGACAGAGUAUAGGGCGAUAUUGGUCUUCUUAUCUCUCACCAUCAAGUGGCUGUUCUGAGGAUUGUGACUACAGAGGAACCUAUGACGCAUCAAAAUGUUUUAAAAAUUGCGGUCAGCCUGCUCAAACACUGUAUCUUGUACCGCGAUCUUGGUUAAAACCUGGUGAGAACCUACUUGUCAUCCACGAAGAGCUUGGAGGGGACCCCACAACAAUCUCUUUUGUCACUCGAAAAGGUCAACGUAUAUGCAACCAUGUGUCAGAUUCGGAUCUUCCACCGGUUGAUACUUGGGAACCGAUUGUGGGUUUUGGGUCCACAACACCACAACUUGGGCUGAAAUGUGAAACGGGAUGGCGUAUUGCUUCGGUUCUUUUUGCUAGCUUUGGUACUCCUCGAGGGAAUUGUGGGGCAUCGUUUUAUCCGGGAAUUUGUCAUGCCAAUGUUUCAUCAACAAUUGAGCAGAUGUGUGUUGGGAAGCAAGGAUGUUCGAUUCCUGUCUCGACAGCCGCACUUGGAGUUGGAGAUCCUUGUCCGAAUGUUCGGAAAAGCCUGGCGGUUGAAAUUCUUUGUCAAAAUUGAAAUGGCUUCUUCCACUGCAAUUUCUAACCUUUCGACCACUUGUGCGGGCAACUGUGAUAACCAAGGCAACUGAUCACCAGCUAAAUAAGUUGUAUGUAUUACGGCAUAAUAAUUUAUCCUUGGCCAAUAAGUCAUAUAUAAAAAUAUGAUAUAAUAAUCUAUCUGCCCAUGUAACUUUUUUCAGAUGAUAUA